Messenger RNA from Exophiala mesophila, 1008 nucleotides. RefSeq lists its product as uncharacterized. The coding region runs from base 79 to 741 and encodes 220 amino acids. The transcript has a single exon. The record is from RefSeq and is a predicted model, not a curated record. Lineage: Eukaryota; Fungi; Ascomycota; Eurotiomycetes; Chaetothyriales; Herpotrichiellaceae.
AAGCCAUAAAGCAACAUCAUCUGUCCUCUCAACGCAGCCUCCUUUUGGUCCACAAUCUCAACAGAUCAAAUUCCAGCAAUGUCCUUCUCCGGUGAUCGUAUGGGUGGCUCAGGCCAGUCCUCCAAUGAUGGAGGCUACAGCCAGCGGUUUGGUAACCCUUCCAACAGUGCCGAUUUCGACCAAGACGAAGUGAUGAAACACAGCUCAUCGGGCGAGAAAAGCCUCUUCUCCAGCGCACUGAGUUUCCUGGGAAACAACCAGCCAAAUGCGAACGAUGUGGACGAGAACCAAUUGCAACAGAGCCAUCAACAACUAUAUGAACAAGGAGGCAAGAAUCAGCAGCACGACGCCUCAAGCCUCGGUGCAGGAGCGGCGAUGCAGGUCUUUCAAAUGUUCACCGGCGGGGGUGGGUCAAACAACGCUAGUUCGGGGGGCUCUGGAGGGUCUGGAGGAUCCCAAUCACAGAUGAUUGCAAUGGCAAUGAAGGAAGCGUCUAGCCUCGUCGACAACCAAAAGCAGCAGGGCAAUGUCAAAAGCGGAACGGACAAACAAUCAGUCAUCAACAAGGCGGCACAAUAUGCUUUGCAGAUGUACUUGAAGAAGAACUUGGGGGGCGGGAGUGGAGGGGGACUCGCUAGUGGACUUGGAGGACUCUUGGGUGGCGGUGGCAGUAGUGGAGGAAGCAGUGGCGGGGCAAGUGCUGGAGGACUGAUGGACAUGGCCAGCAAAUUUUUAAAGUAAUGGCUCAGACAUGGGACAUACUCGUUGAGAGAUCCGGGCUCAACAGAGUGAGGAUGCGAGACGUGCGAGGAUGAUUAGAGCUAUGACUGUACCAGGGAGAACAACAGGCAGGCAAUCGCACACCAAAACCCAGAGAUACCUAGGUACUUUUAUAUAUGCCUACUCGAGCCCUGCUGUACGAGUAGGCAGACCAUGGGAAAGAAGUCGAUAGAAAUCUUCAAAUCCGACAUGUCUGGGAAGAGAUGCAAUUCUGUCCCCCUGUGUUCA